AACUUUUUCAGGUAAGAAAUCAACAGGUCAUUCGACUAACAAUAACAUUUCCACACAGCAUACACAUCGAAUAGUGAAACCUUAACUCGGGGAAAAUUAAUUAUUGUGCAUUAUCGGCUUCGUAGAAAACGUUUGAUCGGCAUCCGAAAAGUGUAUUGUGUUAAUUCAGUUACCAAACUCAAAACUGUUGAACAAGAAGUGUUGUGAACGGUGAAGAAUUUUUUUUCAGACAUGAUCGACGCGUAAGUUUGCCGAACAUUAUUUUAAAUAGUAUUAAGUACGGUGGACCGAAAUACAUCAGUGACCGUUUUAUUGUGGCUUGUAACGGAAAGAAAAUUGUUCAAUCGUAUCUAUCGUCCAACAUUGAGAAUAAUAUUACCAUACGGGAAGCACACAAUACACAAUCUAGCGAAAUAGCAUUGAGAUAAUGAGAUAUAUACCAUCCUAAGCCUAAGCAGUUGAAUUCAUUGGAGCUGCUACAAUUUCCAUAAUAAAAUUAUUAUUCGAUCUUCUUAGAUGUAGACCACCAUUCAUAAUAAUACCGUUAAAGUCAAUGGAUAUUUUCAAAUCUUUGUAUUUAUUGAAAUCUAAUUAAAUAGAAGUACCGAGUCAUUUCCAGCUGAUAAAAGUGAUUAUCUAAAAUUAAAGUGGAGACUUUGAUGGUAUAUCAGUGGCUGUCCCUAAUCGAAAAUGUGUACUGCAAUCGAAUUAAAUGUACGAAAAAUACUCAAAUAAAUAUUUACCAUACAACGAAAAGAGAAUUUUCGAUGUGAUACUUAAAAUGAUGGCGUUCGUAGACAUGAUGGAUUUUCUUACACAAAACCACUUUGCACCUGCCUUAGACGUGUGUAUAUGUAACUUUAUAACGUACAUACUUGUGUGAGUCUUCUUUUUUUCCAUUUUCUAGAAUUUGGUGUAAGUAAAAAAAAGUUAAAAACAAAAAUAAAGAAGAUGAUGGCUGCGUAACAGGCAUAUAUAACAUUCGAGAUAUGCGUUUCCAUAUUUAAUCUGCUUUUUUGUCUGUACAUCAUCAUCAUCAACAUGGGGCUUAGAAUUGAGAGUUAGUCAUCGCAUUGUUCAACAUCGUUACCUACAGUGAUGUAAACAGAAUUGCAUCGUAAAAGAGUCGAAAGAAAUAUUUUUCCUGUUCAGUCUUUUCGUUACACAGUCUUCGAAUAACAGUCAUCUCCGAAUACACAAUCACAUCUUCUUAGACCUUGAAUAGGUGUAAUUGCUGGGUUAACGACGAUUCGGUUCAUCCUAACAACAACGACUAUCAAACUCUAAUAAUCUGCAGUCGAACCACAUGAACUCAACAUGUCGUUCAGAGACCAUCCAUUUAAUCGCUCAACACGACCGCUCUUAGAACGUCGCGCUCAGCCCCAAAUCAUUACGCCUAAACCAGAAUUUAAAACGCACGGUUUCAACGAUUUCAAGUAUGUGGCCAAACAAUACAAGGAGCUGAACAAUUCAUUCAUUGGAUAUCCAUAUGGAAAUCCACCAUCACCCACCAUUACCACCGAUUUCAUUUUCUCUGACGAUUCUGGCAUAAUAUCAGAUACCACAAUGAACAGUACGAAACUAAAUGAUAGUACAUCCAGUGAAUAUCGAUUCAACGACGACAGUUAUACCAAACAGUAUCGAUGGGUGCCGGAGAAGCCGCUGCAACCGACCGCUAAUAUUAUCAAUAAGUGUCCUAUUGAAACGCCAGGUCCAUUCAUUUUCGGUGUUGAUACGAAUGAAAAUGAGGAAUUUACUCGAAAUACAGAAUCUGUGAUAGAAACGAAAGCACAAUACUCGAAUCUAGUAACAAAGUUCAAGAAUACGGGAACGUCCAAUUGCUCAAAGAAGAGUUCGACUGAAGAGAAAAAGUUUCUAAAGAACAAUAGGAAACGUAAUAAAUCAGAAAAUAAGAAAAGCGCAAAGCACGUAAAGUGUGUUGUUGUCGGUGAUGGAGCAGUUGGUAAAACCAAUUUGAUUUUCUCAUAUUUAGAAAAUAAAUUUGUGGAUCAGCACAUACCGACAGCAUCGGAUAUUUACAAUUUUGAAGUUCAGGUAAAUGAGACACCAGUUCAAGUGACGUUAUGCGACACCGCUGGGCAGGACUCUUUGGAUCAGUUACGCCAACUUUCCUAUCCCGAUUGCGAUGUGUUUCUACUAUGCUUUUCGGUCAUCAGGCCGGCAUCAUUCCAUGCUAUUAAACGGAAAUGGGCACCCACAUUUCACAAAACAAAGGCAUCUCUUCUACUCGUUGGUACACAGUCUGAUCUAAGAACAAACUCACAAGUUAUCGCUAGUUUAAAGAAACAAGGACAAUGUCCAGUAUCCGCAAAUGAUGCAUGGGAUCUAGCAACGUCAAUUGGAGCUGAAUUUAUUGAGACAUCGUCGCGUAAUAAUUUAGGAGUUAAGGAUGCCUUUGAUACAGCCAUUUGGGAUGCGUUACGAGCACUCGAAAAUAAUAACCAUAAUAAAUCUUCAUUUUGGAAGAAAUUAAUUUGUUUGGCCUGAGAGUGGCACAUCAUCUCAGAAAAUUAUCGAAGACUUAUUAUUUCUACUGAAUUCCUGCCUCUACUAGGGCAUCAUCUGGAUACAUUCCGAGCCCGAAAUUAUUUAAAUAAAUUUAUUACGAAAAAAAAACAAA
Messenger RNA from Bradysia coprophila, 2641 nucleotides. It is a transcript of the gene RhoU, whose product is annotated as ras homolog family member U. Lineage: Eukaryota; Metazoa; Arthropoda; Insecta; Diptera; Sciaridae. The record is from RefSeq and is a predicted model, not a curated record. Gene Ontology annotation, biological process: small GTPase-mediated signal transduction. Gene Ontology annotation, molecular function: GTPase activity; GTP binding.